UCGCUCAUCUCUCCUUCGCUCACGUCCUCGGUUUCUUCCUUGGCCAUCGUGCGGUCUCUUUAAAUCCAGAUUUCGCUGGCAGUUCUGUGCGCCCUCACGACUCGUCUGGCUCUCGCUCUGAUUGCGCGCACACACACUCCCGAUAAACAGCUGCUUACUAUUUCAGCCUCUUCUAAACUUUGCUCUCAACUUCCCCCGGAGGAAUUUCAGCCAUUUUUUCCAUCAAUACGUGGAUAUAUUCGCGAAGAGAGCGGACAACGUAGAUAUUUGGAGUUUUGCGUAAUUCUUUCUGUGCCUGUUCAACAUCUGGAUUUGGAGUCAGGAGUUAACGGGCCGACACAAAACUCUCGGGUGUCUACGGUAUCUCGAUGGAACGAGCGCUUUCUUUCCGGAUUGGGAUUUAACGGUGUUGGAUCAGCGGGGAGACGCGUGUAGAUUAUGUAUUCUAUAAAAUGGGUGCGAACAAUGGAAAACUGUACGGAAGCGAGGGUAAAUGCAGUUCAAGCAUAUCUUCUGACAUAAGUUCCAGCACAGAUCACACACCGACCAAAGCUCCCAAGAAUGUGGCUAGCACCGAAGGUCUUGACUCCAGCACACGGACCCUAAGCACCCCCAGUCCUGGUCUGAUCCUGCCUUCCAAGUCCUCUUCUCUGUCCUCUCCGGCUCUGUCGAGCAACGGACAUGAGACAAACUCCUCCUCUUCGUCGUCCGCUGUUGCCGAGACCGUUGCCGUGGUGCAUCCUCACCCUGGCACCCGCUCCAGAGUCUCCAAAUCGCACCACCUCCAUGCACCCAUAGACCUGCUGCCUGACCACACCCUGCUCCAGAUCUUCUCCCACCUGCCCACCAAUCAGCUGUGCCGAUGUGCCCGUGUGUGCCGCCGCUGGUACAACCUGGCCUGGGACCCUCGCCUCUGGGGUACGGUGCGACUGACAGGAGAGCUGCUUCAUGUAGACCGCGCCAUCCGGGUUCUUACUCACCGGCUUUGCCAGGACACCCCCAACGUGUGCCUGACCCUGGAGACGGUCAUCGUAAAUGGCUGUAAGAGGCUAACCGACCGUGGGCUGCAUGUGCUGGCCCAGUGCUGCCCCGAGCUGCGCCGCCUGGAGGUGGGAGGCUGCUACAACAUCUCCAAUGAAGCUGUGUUUGAGGUGGUGUCCAGAUGUCCCAAUCUAGAGCACUUAAACCUGUCAGGCUGUUCCAAAGUGACAUGCAUCAGCCUCACCCCAGAGGCCACCCUGCAGCUGUCGCCCCUCCACGGCCAGCAGAUCUCUAUCCACUUCCUGGACAUGACUGACUGUUUCUCCCUGGAGGACGAGGGACUUCGCACCAUCGCCUCCCACUGCCCGCGCCUUACCCACCUCUACCUGCGCCGUUGCACCCGCUUGACCGACGAAGCCCUUCGCCACCUGUCCCUCCAUUGCCCCUCCAUCCGUGAGCUCAGCCUCAGCGACUGCCGUUUGGUUGGGGACUUUGGUCUUCGUGAAGUUGCCCGCUUAGAAGGUUGCUUGCGGUACCUUAGCGUAGCCCACUGCACGCGAAUCACGGACGUCGGAAUCCGCUAUGUCGCCCGCUACUGCCCCAGAUUGCGUUAUCUGAAUGCUAGGGGGUGCGAGGGGUUGACGGAUCAUGGUUUGGGGCACCUAGCAAGAAGCUGCUCGAAGUUGAAGUCUUUGGACGUUGGGAAAUGUCCCUUGGUAUCAGAUAGUGGGUUGGAGCAGCUAGCAAUGUACUGCCAAGGACUGAGACGCGUUAGCUUGAGAGCAUGUGAGAGCGUUUCGGGGAGAGGACUCAAAGCGCUAGCAGCGAACUGUUGCGAGCUGCAGCUUCUGAACGUGCAGGAGUGCGAGGUAUCUCCGGAGGCGCUGAGGUUUGUGAGACGCCACUGUCGCCGCUGUGUUAUCGAGCACACCAACCCGGCUUUUUACUAAAGGGAGAUGGAGAGGAAAAAGACUCCAGCGAGGACAAAUGGAUGUUGUGUUAUUCCUGCUACAACUUUGGACGAACUGAGGAGUAUUCCAUAAAAUUUUGUGAGAAAGUCAGACCUAGUAGUAAAGUGAUGACCAUAGGCUAGCUUGUAAACAAAGGCACGGCAGUUUCAGGUAAAAAAAUAAAACUCCACCCCUUGGGGCAGGACUCAUUUACCUCUUGUGUCUCAGACCAGUACCUUCCAAUUGAAAACAACCUCUGGAUGGGUCUUGAUUUAAAAACGGUGUCCAGAUGCUACCUCUGAAACCUUUAUUACCUUUAUCAGUAAUCAUAAUUUUGGACUCUCUACUGCAAAAAAAAACAAAAAACAUUUAGGCUUGCAUUCAGAAACUUCCUUCUAGAAGUACUUUUCAAUAAGAAGGUACUGGUCUGAGAAGCUACCUUCAGAUUGAAAAUUACUUCUAGAAACAUCUCAGUUUCAAAAACACAAACAGAGUCCAGAUGAUUACUCCUAAAAAAUGUUCUACCUAAAACACGCCUGGACAAAUGAAGGACCACACAUUUGCAUUCAGAAAAUACUUUUGACUUCUGACUAUUUUUCAAUUUUCAAUAUAUAAUUUUUGUCAAUGAGGUAAGAAAAUGUCAUCAUGUUGAAAUAAGUAAAAUGUUAUAUAUGUUAUAUUAUGAAAUAUUGAAACAAGUCAAUGGUUUGUAUGUCCAUGUAAUCCCUCCCCCUCAUUCGUCCAGGAGGGCUCUAUAGUUGUAAAGGUUUCAAAGGCUGAAGCAUCUCAAUUUCAAAACCUUUGGCCAGAUGGUUAGCUUAGAAACCAUUGCUAUAAUUGUUUGGAAAUUAAGUCUGAACUGCUCAAAUAACCAAAUACUCAAGGAAUUCAAGGCAUUUAAAUCUGAGCCCAAGGCCUGUUUCAGUGAUAAUGACCAAACAAGUUUUUUAUAGUGAUUGCACUAAGAACAAACAGACAUUUUGGUGAGAACAAAUUGUUAUUGAGAUGCUGAAUGGAAAAAUAAUGGAAAACAAACAUAAAACUGACUCUAUGUCCACAAAUUACAUCCAAACUUUAGUAUAACCAUAUCUGCCUAUCUUACCUUAUUUUAUAGAAUAUCCCUCUAAUGUCAGAAAACACAUGGUUGUUGAUACUUUUUCUACAAAACCUUCCAUUGAAUGUAUUUAACAUAUUUAUCUGUAAAAAGUUCAUUCAUUUCUUCAUAUUGUCCACUUCACAUUAGUUAUUAUUGUUACAUUGAGCACUGGGUGAGCAAUUGUGUUACCAUUUAAAUCAUUGUGAUAUAUUUUAUCAACUGUCUUCAUCACUAUAGUAACAUAAUCAUAUUUUAUACAGCUAUUUAUAAAUGUAGCGACAAACCAGCAGUAAUUAGACCAGCAAUGUACAGUUUUACCGUAUGCACUUUAUGUAAUUGUGCUGAUAAUCACUUCAACGGAGCUCCAAGCUGAUGACUGUAGCCCCAUUCACACAUGCAACCUGACCAGGGAAUUUGCCGAGCAUUUUGCCAGGACUGGGUCAUGUGUGAACAAAGCCACAACUUACCCUUCAUUUUAGAAUAGGCUAUUCUGAAAGAAAUUAAUGGGAUAUACUUGUAGGUUAGGUUACAGCUGACUGUCCACGGCACAAUUUUGGCUAUCUUCGACAAAAGAUUUCUUAUCGUGGGGAAAAUCUGGAGUCUUAGCUCAAAAUCGUGGAUCAGAGGUCUCACAGUGAGACGGGCAAAGAUCAAAAACUACAAAAGAUGAGCUACGACUGAUAUAAAGUGUGUGUGAUAUUUUGGAAUGAUUAGUGCGAUAGUUGAGCCCGGAGACACUGAAGUGCCGUGGUAAUGUGUUAGCUUUGGUUGCUAUGAAGAGGCCUAAAAUGUUCUAUUUUUGACUGUUUUAUUUAGCGAAAAGGCAAGUAGCUGACAAAUUUGUUACUUAAGUUACUUUAGCUAACAUGUAAACUAGCUCAAAACAUUUUCCUCAACGUAAUUCUGUUUCUAAACUUAAAAAAAAUAACAAAAGAUGACAGACCUGGACGACUGAGGGUUUUCACAGAUGUUAAAAAAAUAACCUUCCCGUCCCUAAACUUCAUCACUUCAAAUGCCCCUUUGCAGUAGACUGUCUCUCCUGACCCAAUAUUCUAGCAUUAACCUUUUUUAAUCUGUCGCACAACACUAAACACAAGUGCAUCAAAAUAACAACAGAACUCCAUCAUAGUCUGGAUCAUCUCUCCCCUUUUCCCUUUCAUUUACUAACAUUUGCAAAGUAAUAAUCAGCACUAGCGUGUAGCACUAGUCAUAGCCAACCAUCGUAGGGAAACAUAACCACAACUGAACUGAUCGAGUGCACCAUCGCACAGUGCAUGUGUGUUGUUGUAUGUUUUAAAUUCCUCACAUCAUGUAGUGUGACAUCCAGCAAUCUUAUAAGAUGGAAAAAUUGUGCGGUGGACACCAGGCUGAAGUGUGUAGCCUACAGUGCAGACCGAGUGCAUGUGUGAAUGGGGUCUUUGCUGAGUGUUCUGGCAUUUUGUACCCGCCAAUUUUCUGGGAAUUAUGUGUGAAAGGGGCUUUUGUAACUUGUAUUUGCCAAGUUGAAACAAACAGGUAUGCAGUGGAGUAAACAAGAACACAUUGCAGCUAAUACAGUGCCAAUAAAUGUUUUCAAAGCCUCCCUCCACAACUG
Messenger RNA from Periophthalmus magnuspinnatus, 4621 nucleotides. Its product is annotated as F-box/LRR-repeat protein 7-like. Gene Ontology annotation, biological process: SCF-dependent proteasomal ubiquitin-dependent protein catabolic process. The record is from RefSeq and is a predicted model, not a curated record. The transcript is spliced from 5 exons. NCBI's taxonomy places the organism in Eukaryota, Metazoa, Chordata, Actinopteri, Gobiiformes, Gobiidae. Gene Ontology annotation, molecular function: protein binding. Gene Ontology annotation, cellular component: SCF ubiquitin ligase complex. The coding region runs from base 453 to 1931 and encodes 492 amino acids.